UUAAGUUAUAAAAGUGAGACAGACAUGAAGAGGAAACGCAAGGUAUCAUCACAUCCAGAUGUGACGGAACAUCUCAUCUGCGCUAUCUGCACCGAUAUCUUCCAUGAUCCCCGCAUUCUCGUAUGUGGACAUGUAUUCUGCAAGAACUGUCUGGAUAGGCUCAUGCGAAAACGGGUAGGGUUUCUACAGUUUUUAACUAUUUCUUGUCCCACUUGCAGACAUGAUACCGAACUAACAGAAAGUGGAGUGAAUGGACUUAGUCGAAUUAUACCAAUCGUGGGGAUCCUAGACCAGGACUUGAGUGAAGAGCCAGGGCCUUCGUGUAAAAGGUCCAAAAGAAUUGCCACAUGCAGUGAGCACAACCAAGAGCAAAGGGUCAUUUACUGCAGUACCUGCCAGGAUAUGAUAUGCUUUAAGUGUUUCCAAGAAAACCAUUCCAACCAUGUAAUCAAGACAAGAAACGAAUUUCUGGGAGAGCUAAGUCAAAAGGCCCAAGAUGCCAAACAGAAAUAUCAGGUUCAAUUGAAAACCGUUGAGAACAAUCUCCGUGAAGCUGAUCAGGCAGAACAGCUGCUGCAUUCUGAACAUACCAGGGCGAAGCAAUUAAUUGAAAACGAGUAUAAGGCUAAAUUAGCAAGACUGAGCAACACAAUGAAGCAACGGAAAUCAGAUUAUGCUAAAUUCAAAGUAAAAGGGGAACAAUUUAAAACGAGUCUGGCGAUUGCUGUUCCAAAGUUGGAAAGUAAAACUUUAUUAGAGGAUCUAGAUGACGAUGGCCUCAAGUCUUACGUUGAAAAUGUCGACAAUGUGACGAAUCUUCUCCAGACUGACAUUGGUGUAAAACAUUUAAAUCACUGGAAUAAAUCAUAUGCAACAGCUGCAUCAUCUAGACCUCAGUUCGACUCUGUUCCAUCAACCAGUGGCGGAACCGCAGAGCAUGCUUUUCAAAUAGGUACUCUAACAAGUCGCUCUAAAGUUAUAAAUACGGUAUUUGGGGCGCCUAGAUAGGUGGCUAUAUAUUGACGCUACGUAACUGUUUUUUAGACGAGAGAAGGAAAGUGUUCAGCUAGAGAAUGCUAGAAUGUAUUUAUAAUCAGCCACGUGAAAGGUAACUACGAAUGAUGAUCAUGAUGAUGUGAAAGGGGGACACAGUUCAAGUUUAGACCGAGCAACAGUGAUAUUAUACAUUUCAUUUCGUGUAUAAAAUUGUAGCAGGAUUGAAGAGGAUAUUCAUAGUGUAUUCUAUUUCAUAAUAAUGUUUAAUUUGUAUUGCAUACAUAUAUGACACAACUACAUGUACAUAAAAAGAGAAUGACUUAUGUUCUGUUAAGUUUCCACACGACACUGUGCCUAAGUCAAGUAAAUGUACAGUGUAAAAUAAAUACGGUGACAAAUUGAUUUUCCUUUUCAAUCUUAGACCGCACCUAUAGUCUAUACACAUCGUCAGUUGAAUAAGAAAGACGGACAACUUUUAAAAUACGGGCCACUGUUCAAUGUAUCGAUAUCACGAUAUGAUAUCAUUUUCAUAGUGACUAUUUGAAUAUACAUCCAUACUCAGUUGUGUCUUUUUCUUUAUUUCUUGAAUCAUAUUGAAUUUAAUUUGUUUUAUGUGGAAGCCCAUUUCAUAAGCAAUUUACGUCUUUGUGGU
Molecule: messenger RNA, 1648 nt
Organism: Strongylocentrotus purpuratus (purple sea urchin)
Lineage: Eukaryota; Metazoa; Echinodermata; Echinoidea; Camarodonta; Strongylocentrotidae
Product: tripartite motif-containing protein 59-like
Exons: 1
Coding region: 25-1008 (327 amino acids)
Biological process (GO): positive regulation of DNA-templated transcription
Cellular component (GO): nucleoplasm; chromatin
Molecular function (GO): zinc ion binding; ubiquitin-protein transferase activity
Source: RefSeq, a predicted model, not a curated record